This is a messenger RNA of Nicotiana tabacum (common tobacco), 1074 nucleotides long. Its product is annotated as aquaporin PIP2-7-like. The record is from RefSeq and is a predicted model, not a curated record. Lineage: Eukaryota; Viridiplantae; Streptophyta; Magnoliopsida; Solanales; Solanaceae. Gene Ontology annotation, molecular function: channel activity. Gene Ontology annotation, cellular component: membrane. Gene Ontology annotation, biological process: transmembrane transport.
AAGAAGGGAAAAAUAGGAAGACACAUGGCGAGAGACUAUGUGGAUCCGCCAGCAGCUCCGCUGUUUGAUACGGCGGAGCUGAAGAAAUGGUCUUUUUACAGAGCCCUCAUUGCUGAAUUUGUUGCCACCUUUCUUUUCCUCUACGUUAGCGUCGCUACCGUUAUUGGCCACAAGAAGCAAGUUGGUCCCUGCGACGGCGUUGGACUUCUUGGUAUUUCAUGGGCUUUUGGUGGCAUGAUUUUUGUUCUUGUCUACUGUACUGCUGGCAUCUCUGGUGGGCAUAUAAACCCAGCAGUAACAUUUGGGCUAUUACUGGCAAGGAAGGUUUCAUUACUGAGAGCGGUGGCGUAUAUGGUGGCGCAAUGCUUAGGAGCCAUUUGCGGCGUUGGCUUAGUGAAAGGGUUUAUGAAGCAUGACUAUAACACGCAUGGCGGCGGUGCUAAUACCGUUGCAGUUGGCUACUCAACUGGCGCAGCAUUGGGUGCUGAGAUCAUUGGCACUUUUGUUCUUGUCUAUACCGUCUUCUCCGCCACCGACCCCAAACGCAAUUCACGUGAUUCCCACGUCCCCGUAUUAGCACCAUUGCCAAUUGGAUUCGCGGUGUUUAUGGUUCAUUUGGCCACUAUUCCCAUCACAGGAACUGGGAUCAAUCCUGCUAGGAGUUUUGGAGCUGCUGUCAUUUACAACCAUACCACAGCUUGGAAUGACCAUUGGAUCUUCUGGGUUGGACCCUUUCUGGGAGCAUUGGCUGCUGCUCUCUAUUACCAGCAACUUCUGCGAGCUCAAGCUGCCAAAACUUUGAGCUCCUUUCACAGCAACUCCAGCAUUUGAACAGCUAGUCUCUCAUCAUUAAUAAUGCUGUAUCUACCCAGCAUUAGGGUAGCACUUAAUUAACAAGUGUUAAUCAUCUUAAUUAAGUAGUGAUAAUCAUCUUUGCUGGGCCUCGAUUUACUUCUGCUUUCUGAUCUCAAUUUCUGUGGCUUAUAAAAUUUCAAGCAUUAUUUGGUUGUAUUAGUGCUAAAGAGCGAAGUUCUUGUUGUGAUCAGCAAUCAAGCACCAACAUUAGAAAUCCAA